AUGGGUGAUUUUGAACAAUUCGAAGAUACUAUUGGUCAAAUUUUACGAGAUGUCAUGCCAUUAUAUGAACAACUGCAUGCCUAUGCUCGAGGUCGUCUAUGUGAAAUCUAUCCAAAUCGUUUUAAUUGCAAUGGACCUAUUCCAUCUCAUAUUCUCGGUAGAUUCAUUUUUUGUCAAAUACGACAGAAAGAACUUCUGUAUCAAUAA
Messenger RNA from Rotaria sp. Silwood2, 207 nucleotides. Lineage: Eukaryota; Metazoa; Rotifera; Eurotatoria; Philodinida; Philodinidae. The record is from the annotation of a GenBank genome assembly.